Chanos chanos (milkfish) is the source of this 1002-nucleotide messenger RNA. It is a transcript of the gene tas2r202, whose product is annotated as taste receptor, type 2, member 202. Gene Ontology annotation, biological process: G protein-coupled receptor signaling pathway. Gene Ontology annotation, cellular component: membrane. Lineage: Eukaryota; Metazoa; Chordata; Actinopteri; Gonorynchiformes; Chanidae. Bases 1 to 1002 code for a protein of 333 amino acids. The transcript has a single exon. The record is from RefSeq and is a predicted model, not a curated record. Gene Ontology annotation, molecular function: pheromone receptor activity.
AUGCUACCAGCAGAAGACAAAACAGGAAUCUGGCUGCUCACUGGCCUCCUGGCUGUCAAUACCAUCUUCUUCUACGUGUUCAUUCUGCUAGUGAAUAUAAAAAAGUACAACAAAGACAAUCAUCUGAAUCCUGGAGACACCAUUAUUACGGCUAUCUCGCUGACAAGCUGUGGCCACCAAAUCUUAGCCUAUUUCUGGAUGACCAUGGACGAGGUAGACCGAGAAUGCCUGUACAACCUGCUUGAGUCCGUUCUCCUGACGCUGGUCUUCGGCGUCAGAUUCUCCAUCAUGUGGACGACCUCCUUCCUCACCUUCUAUUACGGCACAAAGCUGGUGAUCGAACCCAUCUGUUGCUACACCAAGAUUCAGGAGGCCAUCCUGAAGCACGUUUUGACCAUAAUCGUCUUUAUCAUCCUGGCUGGAUUCGCCACCUGCCUGCCCCUGUUGACUUUCAUGUCCCAUCAAAAUGCCACAAAAGAUGAGAGUGACUGUGGAGCUAUCAUGCCUGCUGGUAUCCCAGGCAAACUCUACAUGUCCUUUUACGUGUUCAUCUCUGAUAUUGUUCCCGGCGUACUUAUGAUCAAGAGUAGCAUUUCCAUCUCGGUCCAUCUUGCCAUCCACUUGCGUAACAUGAAGGCCAGUACAAACAGUUCUCACGCUCCUAAACUGGGCUCUCAGAUGCGGGUGAUCAAGAUGACAUUGACCUUGGUGGUGGUAUUUCUUUGUUUCCUGGCUGUUGACCUCUAUGUCCACGUAACGGUGGUCUUUCAGCACGAAAACACCAUCACAAUGACUAUCCUGUUCGCAACCAUUUAUACGAUGGUCAGCGCGUUUGUGCUUGUCUACGGGAGGAAGAGCUGCUGGACGGAACUUCUGCGCUGGUACAACCUCUUUCUAGACGAAUUCCCUUGCUUGCGCUGUCUUAAGGUUCCAGAGAACAAGAGCAAUUCCAAAAAUGUAAGCAAUGCAACAAAAUCCAAAGUCAAAUCUAGUCACAUGUGA